AACCGAUCAGACUUGCCAUUCCGACUAAAAUACGGGCCGACAUACCGGCAACCGCCACGCUCUCGAGCCGUUUAGCAUCUCCACUGACGUCGUCGUCUCCCAAGAUGUCGGAAAAGAAAUCCACAAUCGACGACUUUACGGUGUUACUGAAGCAGACGGUGGAAGCGAAACGUCUGUCUGGUGGCAAGGUACAAGAGAUCGUACAGACCGGCGUCAAAUUCCUCAAGGACGAUCUCACCCUCCUAACAACCCUCUACAAGACGCAUAAAUCCCUCCCUCCCAGAUCCUCCGCCAAGAUCUCUUCUCUCUACAUCCUCGAUUCCCUCUGCCGAGGGGUCUACAAGCUCAAAGACAAGGAUAAAAACAAGGACGGAGAUGGAAAGACGGCCGGGUUGGCGAGAGGGUUCUUGAGCAAGGUCGAGGGGAUCUUGGAAGGGUGGGCUAGGGAUAUGUGUGAGGGAUGGUCCGAGGGGAGAGAAAAGAUGAUCAAGAUCCUCGAUAUAUGGACGAAAUCCCAGACCUUUUCCCCGGCAGCGUUAGCCAGGGUUCAGGGGAUCAUCGAUCAGACCGCUCUCACUGGAACAUCAAAUACGGCAGCGACGGGAACAUCAACGGGAGUAAGUAGCGCGAACAACGGUUUGCAAUCGACUACGCCACCGGGAAGUCCUCCCAAUGCGAAGACGGUCGGGAGAGAGAAUGGGGUUGUGGCGAUGGACGGGCCGGCUGCUGGAGCUACAAGGGGAACAGGUGAAUAUCCGUCUCGAUCUCUGUCUUUUCUUCUUCUUCUUUCGGUUCGGGUGCCAGUCGAUCUCGCACAAGUCGUGCGGGUCGGGCCGGGAUAGCGUGAAGCCGGGUGUUGGGGUUGGAUUUCGGGUUUGUUUUUGCGUUUCAUAGAGAAACAGCAAGCAAGAGGCGGCGCGCUGGUCACCACGAUCAUGGUCAUAUGCGAUCAUGACGACGAGCGACGGAAGUG
Filobasidium floriforme is the source of this 973-nucleotide messenger RNA. RefSeq lists its product as uncharacterized. NCBI's taxonomy places the organism in Eukaryota, Fungi, Basidiomycota, Tremellomycetes, Filobasidiales, Filobasidiaceae. The transcript is spliced from 4 exons. The record is from RefSeq and is a predicted model, not a curated record. The coding region runs from base 105 to 842 and encodes 245 amino acids.